This is a messenger RNA of Carlito syrichta (Philippine tarsier), 2087 nucleotides long. RefSeq names its product protein kinase C gamma (gene PRKCG). The record is from RefSeq and is a predicted model, not a curated record. Gene Ontology annotation, molecular function: ATP binding; zinc ion binding; diacylglycerol-dependent serine/threonine kinase activity. Bases 108 to 2087 code for a protein of 659 amino acids. The transcript is spliced from 18 exons. Gene Ontology annotation, biological process: protein phosphorylation. Lineage: Eukaryota; Metazoa; Chordata; Mammalia; Primates; Tarsiidae.
CCCCUCUCCGGCCCACUUCAGCAUCCCUCCCGAGGCUCCGGCUCCUCGCCCGUCCACCUGUUUCCCCAGAAGGGCAGGAUCCUGGUCCCCGCGACGCGCCUGGGGCCAUGGCGGGCCUGGGCCCCGGAGGGGGCGAUGCGGAGGGGGGACCCCGGCCCCUGUUUUGCAGAAAGGGGGCCCUGAGGCAGAAGGUGGUCCACGAAGUCAAGAGCCACAAGUUCACCGCUCGCUUCUUCAAGCAGCCAACCUUCUGCAGCCACUGCACAGACUUCAUCUGGGGUAUCGGAAAACAGGGCCUGCAAUGUCAAGUCUGCAGCUUUGUGGUUCAUCGGCGAUGCCACGAAUUUGUGACCUUCGAGUGUCCAGGCGCUGGGAAGGGCCCCCAGACAGACGACCCCCGGAACAAGCACAAGUUCCGCCUGCACAGCUACAGCAGCCCCACCUUCUGCGACCACUGUGGCUCCCUGCUCUACGGGCUGGUUCACCAGGGCAUGAAGUGCUCCUGCUGCGAGAUGAACGUUCACCGGCGCUGUGUGCGCAGCGUGCCCUCUCUGUGCGGCGUGGACCACACGGAGCGCCGCGGGCGCCUGCAACUGGAAAUCCGGGCUCCGACCGCGGAUGAGAUCCACAUUACCGUUGGAGAGGCCCGUAACCUCAUUCCAAUGGACCCCAAUGGUCUGUCUGAUCCCUAUGUGAAACUGAAGCUCAUCCCGGACCCUCGGAACCUGACAAAACAGAAGACCCGGACGGUGAAAGCCACGCUAAACCCUGUGUGGAACGAGACCUUUGUGUUCAACCUGAAGCCAGGGGACGUGGAGCGCCGGCUCAGCGUGGAGGUGUGGGACUGGGACCGGACUUCCCGCAAUGACUUCAUGGGUGCCAUGUCCUUUGGCGUCUCGGAACUGCUCAAGGCGCCAGUGGACGGCUGGUACAAGUUACUGAACCAGGAGGAGGGCGAAUAUUACAAUGUGCCGGUGGCUGAUGCUGACAACUGCAGCCUCCUCCAGAAGUUUGAGGCUUGUAACUAUCCUCUGGAAUUGUAUGAGCGGGUGCGGAUGGGUCCCUCUUCCUCUCCUAUUCCCUCCCCUUCCCCUAGUCCCACCGACUCCAAACGCUGCUUCUUCGGGGCCAGCCCCGGACGCCUGCACAUCUCGGACUUCAGCUUCCUCAUGGUUCUAGGAAAAGGCAGUUUUGGGAAGGUGAUGCUGGCUGAGCGCAGGGGCUCCGAUGAGCUCUAUGCCAUCAAGAUCCUGAAAAAGGACGUGAUCGUCCAGGAUGACGACGUGGACUGCACCCUGGUGGAGAAACGCGUGCUGGCGCUGGGGGGCCGAGGUCCUGGUGGUCGGCCCCACUUCCUGACCCAGCUCCACUCCACCUUCCAGACCCCGGAUCGCCUGUAUUUCGUGAUGGAGUAUGUCACCGGGGGAGACUUGAUGUACCACAUUCAGCAGCUGGGCAAGUUUAAGGAGCCUCAUGCAGCGUUCUAUGCGGCAGAAAUCGCCAUCGGCCUCUUCUUCCUUCACAACCAGGGCAUCAUCUACAGGGACCUAAAACUGGACAAUGUGAUGCUGGAUGCUGAGGGUCACAUCAAGAUCACUGACUUUGGCAUGUGUAAGGAGAACGUCUUCCCAGGGACGACGACCCGCACUUUCUGCGGGACCCCGGACUACAUAGCCCCCGAGAUCAUUGCUUACCAGCCCUACGGGAAGUCUGUGGAUUGGUGGUCCUUUGGAGUCCUGCUCUAUGAGAUGUUGGCAGGACAGCCUCCUUUUGAUGGCGAGGACGAGGAGGAGCUGUUUCAGGCCAUCAUGGAACAAACUGUCACCUACCCCAAGUCACUGUCCCGGGAAGCUGUGGCCAUCUGCAAGGGGUUCCUGACCAAGCACCCCGGGAAGCGCCUGGGCUCGGGGCCCGACGGGGAACCCACCAUCCGCGCGCACGGCUUCUUCCGCUGGAUCGACUGGGAGCGGCUGGAGCGCCUGGAGAUCGCGCCCCCCUUCAGGCCACGCCCGGUCAGUCGCCCGAGGGGGCUGCUGGAGAAUAAAUUUGGGAUGCUGAUGCUGAAGUGUUUGGAUGUUUUCUUGUAA